Molecule: messenger RNA, 3516 nt
Organism: Mesocricetus auratus (golden hamster)
Lineage: Eukaryota; Metazoa; Chordata; Mammalia; Rodentia; Cricetidae
Product: von Willebrand factor A domain-containing protein 5A
Exons: 20
Coding region: 217-2643 (808 amino acids)
Source: RefSeq, a predicted model, not a curated record
AAGGGAUUCUCUUCUCUGCAGUUGCUAUGUUACAACAGAGCCAGAGAAGUGGGCGUGUCUUCCAGGAAAAUUAAUCUGCAGCUGUUUUCACUUUUCUUGACACGCAGCACCAGGGUUUCUGGGGAAGCCUCCUGCAGUGGUCACUGCCAGCCUGCAGUCUCCGCUGCCAGACAGAGUCCAUCCUUCUGCUGACUUGCUCCUGGAAACAGUAUCAACAUGGUGCGUUCUAGUGGCUUACUCACUGGUGUUAAGGAUCCAGUGGCACUGAAGAGCAUUGCUGUGACUCUGUCCAUUAAUGACUUUGUGGCUGGUGUGUCUGCAACCUUAAAUUAUGAGAACGAGGAGAAAGUCCCCUUGGAGGCCUUCUUUGUGUUCCCCAUGGAUGAAGACUCUGCUGUCUACAGCUUUGAGGCCUUGGUGGAUGGGAGGAAAAUUGUGGCAGAAUUACAGGACAAGUAUCAGGCCCACAAAAGGUACGAAGAGGCCCUAGCUGGGGGAUAUCAGGCAUACUUAUUAGAAGAAGACAAGUGCUCCAGGGAUGUCUUCCGUUGCAAUGUGGGGAACCUGCAGCCAGGGUCAAAGGUGGCACUCACCCUGAAAUAUGUGCAAGAGCUUCCACUGGAAGAUGAUGGGGCCCUGCGUUAUGUGCUCCCAGCAAUCCUGAAUCCUAGAUACCAUCUCUCUGAUCAAUCUGAGGAGAGUUGCCUGGAUCUGAAGACCCCAAUAGUACCUUUGGAGGACCUGCCCUACACACUGAGCAUGGUUGCCACCAUCAGCUCCCAGCUUGGUAUCAGGACAAUCCAAUCCAACUGUGCCCUGAGUUCCAUCAACUACAAUGGAGAGAGCAGGACCUCUGCUCAGUUUUCCUUGGCUGAAGGACACAAGUUUGACCGGGAUGUAGAACUCCUAAUUUUCUACCGGAAGGUGCACAGCCCCAGUGUAGCUGUGGAGAUGGGGAUGCCCGAAAGGGAAUCAGAUAGUUUAAUGGGAGCACCUUCUGCAAUGGUGAGUUUCUAUCCAAAUAUACCAGAAGUGGAAACCUCAACAAAAUGUGGAGAAUUUGUGUUCCUUAUGGACCGUUCAAGAAGUAUGAAGAGCCCCAUGAGUGGCCAGAACAGGUCUCAGCUGAGAAUAGAUGCUGCCAAGGAAACACUGAUUCUGCUACUGAAGAGUUUGCCCAUGGGCUGCUAUUUCAAUAUCUAUGGAUUUGGAUCCACCCAUGAGGCGUUUUUCCCGAUGAGUGUGAAGUACACUCAGGAAACCAUGGAGAAAGCCGUGGAGAAAGUGAAGCUUAUGCUGGCAGAUCUAGGAGGGACAGAAAUUUUAACACCACUCCGCAAAGUUUUUAGGAAACCCCCCAUUCCAGGGCAUCCCUUACAGAUCUUUGUCUUCACAGAUGGAGAAGUUGCAGAAACUUUUAAUGUCAUCAGAGAAGUUAAGUUCCACAGCAAAAGGCACAGAUGUUUCUCAUUUGGCAUUGGAGAAGGGGCCUCUACCAGCUUAAUAAAGAGCCUUGCCCGGGUGUCAGGGGGCACUGCAGAGUUUAUUACAGGAAACGACCGGAUGCAGUCCAAGGCUCUUAGGUCCCUGAGACGCUCUUUGCAGUCUGUAGUAGAGGAUAUCUCUCUGAGCUGGAGUUUGCCUCCUAAUCUGUUUGCACACAUGCUGUCCCCAGAGCAAACUGUUAUCUUUAGGGGUCAAAGGUUAAUCAUCUAUUCCCUACUGGUUGGACAGAUACCGCAAGAAGAGGCUACAGGUGAAGUAUGUCUCCAGUACACCCUUCACGGGAAAAGUUAUGAGGAAAAGGUGACAUUUUCUCUACAACCCAAGCCUGAUGACAACCUCACCAUUCAUCGUCUUGCUGCGAAGUCCAUGAUCCAGGCCAAAGACUUUGGCUUCAGAGAGACAACAAUGAUAUUUAAAAGAGAUGUGCUGGACAUCAGCCUAGAGUCUGGAGUCAUGAGCUCCUUCACAGCCUUUGUUGCCAUCAACAAGGAGCUCAAUGAGCCAGUCCAGGGCCCCCUGCUUCACAGGGAUAUUCCAAGACCUAUUCUCUUGGGUGGCUCUUCUGCAAGGCCAAGAAAUUCUUCUGAUGUUUUACCCAUGGUUUUACCUUGCUCCGGUGCCCCUGUAUCUCAGCCUCCAAGGAAUAUGCAGAUGAGUUACUGUGCCAUCAUGGCACGCAUGCCAGAGGGCUCACACCAAGAGAGAUAUUACAACCAGAGGAUGAAAUGCGUGAUUCACACAGAUUCGCCCCCCGACCUCCCCAACAUACGCAAAUUGCACACUUAUGAAAAAGGGAGUAUGGAGCACACUGUUGCACAACUGAUCCUUCUCCAAAAUGCAAAUGGUUCCUGGGACAUGAAUGAGGAUUUAGCCAAGGUUCUAGGUACUAGUUUUGAAGACAUGAAGGCUGCACACCCUACUGAGGUGCUGGAACCCUCAGCUUGGGCUACAAUGCUGGCUGUGAUCUGGCUUCAUGCCAAUGGCAAAGACUUGAAGUGUGAGUGGGAACUUCUGGAAAGAAAGGCUGUGGUGUGGCUUCACAACAAUGCAGUCCGUGGCUUCACCAAUCUCAUGCGUACUGCCAAUAAGUUGUUGAAGACAUCUGUGAGUUCCUCCAUCUUCACCUUAAAAGACUGAUGCCCGGAAGAAGGAAGUCUUUUGUUUCUGCCUCCUGCUAAGUCCUUUACCUUCUCUUCUGCUAAGAUGAAUUUUGUCUUGAGUACCUUACAGCCUGUAUCUUACUAUAAACAUGAAGGAUGAGCACACUGCUUUGACUAUCUAUUCUGGCUAGUUUUGGUGUCUGUGUAUCCCCUUUCAGAAGUGCUGGUAGUCAUAGAAGCUAUUUCCCUAUCUUGGAGUAGUAGACAACAUGUGCAUGUAGUAAUAUUUCUCUCAGCUUUUAAAAACAGAUUACACUCUGUCUAAGGACUGCUGCUAGAGAAUGCCCGGAUUCAAUAAUUGUCCUCUUUCUCUGUUUUCUACCCUCCUCUCAUUCUGUAUACUUAUCAUUAUGCACAUUAUAUACUCAAAGAUGAUUUGAACUUUUCCAUUCUCGAAAGAAGUUGGAGGUAAUGUGUAAACAUUCUUCAAGAUCACAGAGAUUCAAGGUUUCUAUUUUGCUCAUUUGUUAGCAUUGGGGCCAUUCUUGAUGCCCCCCCCCCCGUACCUAUGUUCUGUAACUCGUAACUCUCUUUUCUGUCUAAGUGAUUUGAGUCUAGUUGUAUUUGUAAAUAGUUGUUGUCCUUAACCAUUAAUCAUUCUGUAAGAGGUUGGUAAUGAAAUCCUUAGGAUUAGCUUUAACUGACUAGACUCAUGAGUCUGGUUGUGGCCUGGUGUACUCAGAAUUAAUGUAGGUUGUGUUGAGACCUGAACAUGUUUUUCUUCAGCCCAUGAAGAAUGGGGUCUGCUGAUCACUGAGACACUCACUUUUCACAUAUCCUAUCCUAGUAAAUGACCUUAUUCUCUCAGAUUACUCUGUUACCAAUAUUAAAAUGUCUAUUUGUAGUAUGA